Molecule: messenger RNA, 5340 nt
Organism: Diorhabda sublineata
Lineage: Eukaryota; Metazoa; Arthropoda; Insecta; Coleoptera; Chrysomelidae
Gene: js
Exons: 5
Coding region: 197-2179 (660 amino acids)
Cellular component (GO): extracellular region
Molecular function (GO): chitin binding
Source: RefSeq, a predicted model, not a curated record
GCACGAGCUCGUAACAAUCAGUAGUCCAAGACCCUUCCCAAUAGCCUCGUGACCUGGUUAACUAGCGUCUCGGCUGUGUGUUUUCAUCUCGCGUACAGUUUCUUAUUAUUUUACGGUGCAUCGCAUCUUCCGCGGUGUGAUUUCUUCGAAACAAUUGUGUUUUUCGUAUUUUUUCUAAAGAGGUUCGCGAAUUAGAAUGAUUUGGAUUUAUAUGAUCGGGAUUUUUUGUACGGUUUGCGGGGGGUAUCUCAAUGCCCAACAGAUCCCCAAAACUUCGUUUUCUUGCGAUGGCAGACCUUCUGGCUAUUACGCAGAUGUGACCACAGGAUGUCAGGUUUAUCAUAUGUGUGACGGUCUAGGUAGGAAGUUCAGUUACACAUGUCCGAACGCCACACUUUUCCAACAACGCAUGUUGAUAUGCGACCAUUGGUAUAUGGUAAACUGCAGCAGAGCUACCCAAGAUUACAGCGCUAACCUACUCAUCGGUCAAAGAAACAAACCUUUCCUGGAUAAUGUUGGAUCAAAUACAUUUUCUAGAACUCCCAGACCCGAUUUAUUGGAUGCACCAUCUAAUUUCACGGAAUUAAAUAUUGUUUACAGGACUGGUGAUAAAAAUCUGUCACCAAGAGACUUCGUAGGUGUUGAAAGUGAAGAUGAAAAUUUUACCGAUGAACCAACUUAUUUUCCUCCCAGUUACUGGUCUACCGAAAUAGGAAGACGACCAUCAACUCCCGAGCCAGAGGCGAAUUAUUAUCAAUAUAAUCGUCAGAACACACAAACACAAAGCCGCAUUUCCAAAAAUAGAGGCAAAGCUAUAGAUUUUUCUUCUCCAAAUUUCAACGGGAACAAUUUGGUGAAAAAUACCAAAUCGAACUUCAAAGCAAGACCUUCAGUUUAUCCUCAAUUAGCUGAAGCUUCAAUACAACCACACGAUAAUACGGGAUCAGUACAACCUAACAUAGUACAAGAUUUACCAUUAGAUCUAUUACCACCAGACGUUUCCAAUCAAGAUAACAUCGGUGCUACGUUGAAACCAGCAUCAGAAGAAGAUGAAGAUAACCGAUCGAAAAUUAAUUACAGAUCAAGAUUUAGAGCCACUACUCCAGUUUAUCCUCUUAGAUUAGAUUCAACCAGCCAAGAUCCAUACCAAAUAGGAAUCCUUCCUCCAAAAGAAUCUGGUCUCAACUUCGAAUCUAGUUUUAAAGCUACUACUCCUCAAUAUCCUCCUUCUGUCGAGUCGACAAGUGUCCCACCAGACGAAGCGGGUUUAUUACCACCACACAAAGACGCGGUAUCACAAGAAAACAACAAUGAUAAAGUAAUUGUUAACUUUGAUUCUGAUUUCAAAGCUACAACUCCGAAUUACCCUACGUUCGUUGAACAGACCAGCGUUAAUCCAAUAGAGGUGGGAGUAUUGCCGCCUAAAGAGAACGGAGACAUUGCUAGCAUCAAUUUUCAAUCAAAUUUUAGAGCUACAACACCCCAGUAUCCUCCGUAUGUUGAUCCUACCAGUCCAGAUCCUAAAGAAGCGGGAUUACUACCGCCAAAUGAUCAAAAUACUUAUGUUAACUUUGAGUCUAAGUUCAAAGCGACAACUCCUCAAUAUCCUCCUUACGUAGAUCCCACGAGUCCUGAUCCAAACGACGUCGGAUUAAUACCACCCAAGAAUUUGAAUAAAGUCGUAUUCAAAUCGAGUUUUAAAGCUACGACUCCUCGAUACCCAAUUUCUGUGGAAACUACGAGUCCUAAUCCUUUUGAUGUUGGUUUAAUAGCUCCAGAAGAAACUAUAGUUAAUUUCCAUUCGGAUUUUAGAGCUACGACACCAAAUUAUCCCGCUUAUGUAGAACCUACUAGUCCAGAUCCUAGGGAAGCCGGUUUACUGGCCCCCCAACCUGACAAAUUGACAGGUUUCGAUAAUAAAGAUAAGAAAUCGACCGAUUGGUCAGUACCGUCGAAAUUCUAUCAACCACCGAUCUUGGAAUCGGAUUAUAACGUCGGGGAAGAGGAAUUGCAAGAGAUUCCCGGUAUAAAACUGUUGAAUUUUAUGAAGUCUUUCAACAACGAACAAUGGCAAGAAGUGCGACAAGCGUUCCGUAUACCGGAAUAUGAUUUUCCGUUGGAUGACGCUACUAGGCCGAGCUAUAAUAGCGUUAUCAAUUCUUUCCAACCUAGCAGAUAGUGAAAUUUCGAAUUGAGUGUUUUUAUAUAUUGGUAAACCUUAGCGUGGGGGUGAUAAUGACUUUCAAUAGAUGAGAAGAAGCUUUCCACGAACUUAAUGCGACACGCGGGUGUGUACUUACCUACAUCAUAAAAUUCGCAAGACUUUGCGUUGUUGAGGUAUUUCGAAAAUAUCAUGCGUAGUUCACGCGGGGCCUUCAAUUUUUUAAUUAUUUAUGCAAUUUUCUAAAGAAAUUUCCUUUAUUUAGUUUUCGAUUUUUUUUAAUUUUCGUUUCCAGACUUGGGAAAUAAUCAAAUUCACAAGGUUUUCCUGCUGGAAUUUCAAGAAAAAUAGAAAGUAGGAUCUUUUCCCAGAAAGUGAUUAGAUUUUCCGUGAACUAUCAGAAAAUUCGUAGAACUAAUGUAAUUUUCCUAAGAAGUUUGGAAAAUUGGGAAAAUAAACUGAAAAAAAUAUAAAAUAUUAAAAUUUAAUGAAAUUUCUCUAUUUUUCAUAAAUUCGCAAAAUUUUCCAGAAAUUACUUGGAUUUUUUGGGAAUUCUGAGAAAACUUUUAUUUUUCGAGUUAUUUAUGCAAUUUUCUAGAAAAAUUGCUCAGAAAAGUGUAAUACCUGAUUAAAAUUCGAAAAAACUUUUAGUUUUUUCGAAAUUUCACAAGAAUUUCUUUAUACAACUCCAUUUUCCGGAAAACUUUUUGAGAGUUAUUCAGUUUUUGUUUUUUUUUUGAAAUUAUUCAUAAAGUUUCUAGAUUUAAUCUUUUCGGAAUUACUGCAAAAAAUCUGACACUUGAUUGAAAUUUAAUGAAAUUUCUCUAUUUUUCAUAAAUUCGCAAAAUUUUCCAGAAAUUACUUGGAUUUUUUGGGAAUUCUGAGAAAACUUUUAUUUUUCGAGUUAUUUAUGCAAUUUUCUAGAAAAAUUGCUCAGAAAAGUGUAAUACCUGAUUAAAAUUCGAAAAAACUUUUAGUUUUUUCGGAAUUUCACAAGAAUUUCCUUAUACAACUCCAUUUUCCGGAAAACUUUUUGAGAGUUAUUCAGUUUUUGUUUUUUUUUGAAAUUAUUCAUAAAGUUUCUAGAUUUAAUCUUUUCGGAAUUACUGCAAAAAAUCUGACACUUGAUUGAAAUUUAAUGAAAUUUCUCUAUUUUUCAUAAAUUCGCAAAAUUUUCCAGAAAUUACUUGAGUUUUUUGGGAAUUCUGAGAAAACUUUUAUUUUUCGAGUUAUUUAUGCAAUUUUCUAGAAAAAUUGCUCAGAAAAGUGUAAUACCUGAUUAAAAUUCGAAAAAACUUUUAGUUUUUUCGGAAUUUCACAAGAAUUUCUUUAUACAACUCCAUUUUCCGGAAAACUUUUUGAGAGUUAUUCAGUUUUUGUUUUUUUUUUGAAAUUAUUCAUAAAGUUUCUAGAUUUAAUCUUUUCGGAAUUACUGCAAAAAAUCUGACACUUGAUUGAAAUUUAAUGAAAUUUCUCUAUUUUUCAUAAAUUCGCAAAAUUUUCCAGAAAUUACUUGGAUUUUUUGGGAAUUCUGAGAAAACUUUUAUUUUUCGAGUUAUUUAUGCAAUUUUCUAGAAAAAUUGCUCAGAAAAGUGUAAUACCUGAUUAAAAUUCGAAAAAACUUUUAGUUUUUUCGGAAUUUCACAAGAAUUUCUUUAUACAACUCCAUUUUCCGGAAAACUUUUUGAGAGUUAUUCAGUUUUUGUUUUUUUUUGAAAUUAUUCAUAAAGUUUCUAGAUUUAAUCUUUUCGGAAUUACUGCAAAAAAUCUGACACUUGAUUGAAAUUUAAUGAAAUUUCUCUAUUUUUCAUAAAUUCGCAAAAUUUUCCAGAAAUUACUUGGAUUUUUUGGGAAUUCUGAGAAAACUUUUAUUUUUCGAGUUAUUUAUGAAAUUUUCUAGUGAAAUUUCUCAGAAAAGUGUAAUACCUGAUUAAAAUUCGAAAAAACUUUUAGUUUUUUCGGAAUUUCACAAGAAUUUCUUUAUACAACUCCAUUUUCCGGAAAACUUUUUGAGAGUUAUUCAGUUUUUGUUUUUUUUUGAAAUUUUUCUCAACGUUUCUAGAUUUAAACUUUUCGGAAUUACUGCAAAAAAUCUGAGACUUGAUUGAAAUUUAAUGAAAUUUCUCUAUUUUCCGUAAAUUCGCAGAAAUUUUAUGAAAUUACUUGGAUUUUUUGGGAAUUCUGAGAAAACUUCAUUCUGCGAAUUAUUUCCGAAAUUUUCUAGAGAAAUUGCUCAGAAAAGUGUAAAACCUGAUAAAAAAUCGAAGGAACUUUCCGUUUCUUCCUGCUGGAAUUCCGAGAAAAAUCAAAAGCGGAAUGUUUUUCCAGAAAUUUAUUAGAUUUUCCGUGAACCAUCAAAACUUCGUAGAUUUGAUGUAAUUUUCCUAAGAAAUUGGAAAAAUAAACAAAUUUUUCGGAAUUACUGAAUAAAAUCUAAAACUUGAUUGAAAUUCAAUGAAACUUUUCGAUUUUCCAUAAAAUCACAGAAUUUUCCAGAAAUUACUAGGAUUUUUUUGGAAAUUCUGAGAAUCCUUCAUUUUUCGAGUUUUUUAUGCAAUUUUCCAGAGAAAUUAUGAGAAAUUUUCGCAAUUUUCCAGAUAUGUCGAGAAAUUGCUUGAAUUUCUGAAGAAAAUCCAAAGAAAUUACUCUAAUUUUCCAGAAAAUAAUCGAAUUGCUGCUAAAUUUCUGAAAUUUCUGAGAGACUUGACAGAAUGCCAGAGAAUGGUGAGCAAUUUCUGAAACAUCUGAGAAAUAAUCAAUUCUUGAUCUUGAUCUUGACCUAGAAAUUUAGACACCCGAGAAAUUACCUGAAAUAUUUGAAAGUUUCCGAUUUUCAAGAAAUCCCUAGAACCUUGCAGAAAAUCACGGUUAUUUUCCAGAAAUAGUUCUGGAAUUUUUCGCGUAAAUUAGUCAAGAAUCGAUUACAUUUAUUAUGUGAACCUUAAGCUUUGUUAUGCUUGCUAAAACAUGUUUCGCAAUUGGAAGAAAAUUGUUUCUAAUCUUAGAAUCAUUAAUUUUCAUAUACAUUUGAAGCAUUAAAAAAUAUAUAAUAUUGUCACCGUCUGCGUAGUUGUAAGCUUUGAAACAAAAACUAGUCCAGAUGUAAAAUAAUACUACGAAUAUUUAAUUGUAUUUUUUUAUUAUAUAUGAUAUUUUCAAAAUAAACAAUAUACCUGAAA